Messenger RNA from Selaginella moellendorffii, 1323 nucleotides. RefSeq names its product outer envelope pore protein 37, chloroplastic. Bases 229 to 1140 code for a protein of 303 amino acids. The record is from RefSeq and is a predicted model, not a curated record. Gene Ontology annotation, biological process: monoatomic cation transport. Gene Ontology annotation, cellular component: chloroplast outer membrane. The transcript is spliced from 7 exons. NCBI's taxonomy places the organism in Eukaryota, Viridiplantae, Streptophyta, Lycopodiopsida, Selaginellales, Selaginellaceae. Gene Ontology annotation, molecular function: monoatomic ion channel activity.
GAAGAGAGGGACUUUAGGUUUGAUGAGGACAAGGAGGAAGGGCGUGGAUUGAUUUUUCUGGGGUUUUGUGGAGCGCGCCUUCCAUCGUGAGCUGCCGCGGCAUUGGCGAUGGCGCGGAUCCUGGCGCCGCGGCGAGGCGAUCUCUCCCGGUUUCUUGGGCGCCGGGACUAAUCUUAGCUGCCAGGGUUUUCUUUUCCGCCAAAUCGGUAGCCCCGUCCACACCCAAAGAUGGAUUUGCAAGCGUCCAAAGACGUGGAUGACUGGCGGAGGAUCAUGGCCAUGAAAGUGUCAUCCGAGUAUGACAGUGAGGCGAGCGUCGUGGUGAACAAAGUCACGGCUCGCAUGCUUAAUGGCAUGGCAAAGUUGAAGGCCUCGUUCCAGAGAGACCCGUCGGGAGAAUUCCGGUAUCCUUUGCUCGGGCUGGUGACCAAGUAUCUCUCCGUGCUCUACGACUACGAAGAAAAGAAUGCGCUCGUCACAAUGUCUGCAAACUUGGGCCGAUAUGUGCAAGCAAAGUACAUGCAGGACGUCAAGGCGCAAGAAGGCGAGCUGAGAAUUAUCGCAACGACUAAGGACUCGAGAUACAAGGCCGAGAUUGCUACCGAAACUCCCCCCACAUCCCGGCCGAGACUAAGCUUCACGUUUCCCAAUGGCGAGAUCAAACUGGAAGACGAGAUGAAGAACGAAGCACGGGCCUUAUCUAUCAGCGGCUUCGUUGGUGCGUCACUUGGGAGCGGUGUCUUCGUUGCGGAUUACAAGGAAGAGAAUGCCUCCCUCAAAUACAAGUUCAAAGAUGAGGAGAUGACGCUGUGCCCCACGAUAUCAUGGCCGUCACAGGCGCUAGCAGUGUCUUUCAAGCGGCAGUUUGAUGAAGCAAACAAGCUAAGCUACAUGUACAAUUUCAACAACGAGGCGUGGAGCGCCAUAUUCAAGCACAAGGCAACGGAGAACUUCAAGAUAAAGAUGGGAUACGAUUCGGACGUGGGAGUGAGCUGGGCGUCAGCGUGGGUUGGCAAGGAAGACGAAGGUGCCAAGUCCGCCCCCAAGAAAUGCAAGCUCCAGGUGAUGCUCCAGCUGCCGCAGAACAAUCUCCAGGAGGCAGUGCUCCUCUUUAGAAUAAAGAAGCGGUGGGAUCUCUGAUGAAGAACAACAAGGAGAAGAGGGGCGUGUACCAUUACCUGAUUCCUUACAAGACCCAGCGAAGAGAAGAGUAAAAGCCAGAGAUUUUUUUGGUGUGUGCUCCAACAAGCUUCACCCAUUAUUUCAUCCUUUUGUUUCGCAUGGAAAGAACUCGAUUUGGGUCGAGAUUGAUUGAUUUGGUUU